This is a messenger RNA of Dromiciops gliroides (monito del monte), 1994 nucleotides long. RefSeq names its product anti-silencing function 1B histone chaperone (gene ASF1B). Gene Ontology annotation, molecular function: histone binding. Gene Ontology annotation, cellular component: nucleus. The record is from RefSeq and is a predicted model, not a curated record. Gene Ontology annotation, biological process: DNA replication-dependent chromatin assembly. NCBI's taxonomy places the organism in Eukaryota, Metazoa, Chordata, Mammalia, Microbiotheria, Microbiotheriidae.
AUGCCGCUUCAGUCUGGUGUGGAAACCGCGCCGGAGGGGACGCGAGAGGGAGAGCGGCAGCAGCGCAGCGGCAGUGGCAGCGGCGGCGGGCGGCGGCGCAGCAGCUGCUGCUUCCAAGGCGUCCUUCUUUCCUGCCCCCGCGAGGCCAUGGCCAAAGUUUCUGCGAACGUGUCAGUGCUGGAGAACCCGAGCCCUUCCACAGCCCCCUUCCAGUUCGAAUCAUUUCGAGUCAGCGAGGCCUUGGCCGACGACCUAGAAUGGAAAAUCAUUUAUGUGGGUUCAGCGGAGAGUGAGGAGUAUGACCAGAUACUAGACUCAGUACUGGUAGGGCGUCCAGCAGGGCGACACAUGUUUGUCUUUCAGGCAGAUGCCCCUAAUGCCUCCCUAAUCCCAGAAACUGAUGCAGUGGGUGUAACUGUGGCUAUAACCUGCACCUACCAUGGGCAGGAGUUCAUCCGAGUUGGCUACUAUGUCAACAGAUAUACCAACCCUGAGCUUCGAGAGAACCCACCCCUGAAACCAACUUCUCUCAGGUAACUCCAGCGAAACUUCUUGGCUUCUAAUCCUCGAGUAACUCGAUUUCCAUAUCAACUGGACAGUAACGACAAAUUGGAGGACAUUGAAAACCAAGACCUCCUAAGCAUGGGGCUAUCGCUGAGUUGUCCCCCUGCCAAAGGCUUAGAUCUUCCAGGCUGUGCCCCCAGCAUCAUUCCUGAAACUCCAUGACUGCAUCUAACUAGAAAACACGAAGAAGCCUAGGCAGUAUGAUGGACCCAAAUGUCUGCCAAAUGAAUGGUUUGUUCUGCCUUCUGGAAAAUUUCUGGGGCAAGCCUGAAAGACUUGGGUUGGGGUCUAAGCUAUAUCUAUAAGCCAGUUAAACUGGUCCUUAUUGGAAGGAAAACGUGUCAUUGGUGUGUCCAUUAGUUCAACACAGAGAGACUACCUGUUUUCUUACAGGUCUGCAGAACAGAUGAUACAUUAGCUCUUUGACUCAUUGUGAAUUUCGCCUUCUCUUCUUCUGGCCUUUUGGCUUUUUGGGUACUAUGGCUCUACAGAGAUCAGUCUGUGCGUGGGUUUUUCUUCUUUUGUUUCAGGCUGCUUAUGGGCUUCCUGACCUAUAACUGGAGGUCUUCCCCUGCUUCCCCCCCAACCCCGGUGUUAUUUCCUCAGUUUCUUCACCUUCUCAACCAUCUUCAAUCAAUGACUUGCCCUGACUUUCUGGAGUUAUUCAUGAAUGAUCUUGGUAGGAUUUGGGCUUCAGCAGUUUUGAUGGAUGGCUAUUGGUAUGUUGAUUGCUGCUCUUUCCCCAGAUGGAUUUUUUAUUCCUGCCUCUAUCUUGCCAACUCCUGGAAAGGCUCGUUCCUUUAAGUGCCAAGAAUGGGGUUUUGAGGGACUAUUUAAAGACGAGGCCAUCCUUUUUGUUUUAUUGGUGGCAACUCGACUCAAACGUGACUUAUUCCUCUCAGCUCUUGGCCGGAUCGGAGGAUAUGAUCAAGAACUAACCAACUGAUUUUCUCUGGGCAAGAAUAACUGAAACAUGCUCACUGUAAACCACACCCCUACACCCCUUAACUCUAGGAUUUAAUGUCAAAAGGCUGCACUUAACUUCUUCUGGGGCCAUAUGAUCUCUCAGGCUGUGGGAGGGUAAGAUGGUUCUUGUGUUUUGGAGACAAAGGAAAAGAAGGCACUGUGCACGUGGAAGUGUUCCCUAGCCCUCAGUUCUUUUCCUCUCAUCUGUCCUUUGUCUCUAUGGCUAUUUUUUUUGGUGGGUUUUUUUUUGGUGGCUAUUGUUGCAUAUGCAAUUUGUAUAUUAAAGGUUUUAUAUUAAAAGUUAUGGUUACUGGAGAAAUAAAAAGCACUUAGGCUGGACUAUAGUGAUUUUUUUUCUAACUUUAGCCUCAAAACAUCAACCAACCCUUUUGAAAAACUGGUGCUUGAACCUCUGGAGAUGAGAGAAAGUUGUGGAGAGAAAUAAAGAAUUUAUUUCCCACCCA